This is a messenger RNA of Lytechinus variegatus (green sea urchin), 2387 nucleotides long. RefSeq names its product inhibitor of growth protein 4-like. Lineage: Eukaryota; Metazoa; Echinodermata; Echinoidea; Temnopleuroida; Toxopneustidae. Bases 72 to 812 code for a protein of 246 amino acids. Gene Ontology annotation, cellular component: nucleus. Gene Ontology annotation, biological process: regulation of DNA-templated transcription. The record is from RefSeq and is a predicted model, not a curated record. The transcript has 8 exons.
AAUCAGUCACGUGACACCGGCAUCGAAAAACUCCGACAAGAUUUUAUUACGCGGGAACUCAUUUGACAACCAUGGCUACAGCACUCUAUCUCGAACAGUACCUCGACAGUAUUGAAAAUCUUCCUUUUGAGCUACAAAGGAAUUUCACAUUGAUGAGAGAUUUGGACCAGAGAACACAAGAGCUUGCUAAGAGUAUAGACGAAGAUACAGUGAACUACUUGAAGAAUGUCAGGGAUCUGAAGCCAGAACAGAGAGCCGAGAGAUUAAAGAAGAUAAAUCACUCUUUCACGAAAAGUAGGGAAUAUGGCGACGACAAAGUACAGCUUGCUAUGCAGACGUAUGAAAUGGUUGAUAAGCAUAUACGACGGUUAGAUGCAGACUUAGCGAGGUUUGAACAGGAGCUCAAAGAGAGAACACUGGAACAAGCCACGCCCAUAGAAGGAAGAGAAAAAAAGAAAAAAGGUACUGAAAAAUCGGCAAAGAAGUUGAAAAAAGCUGGAAGAUCGUCUGAUGAUGAAACGCCAAAGACAUCGAGAAAGAAGAUGAAGACGACUGCGGUAGAACCUGUUGUAACACCCAUCCUCACGUUACCGUCAGUUAUCAACUCACCUUCGGAUGUCCUAGACAUGCCCGUUGACCCCAAUGAACCCACGUAUUGCUUAUGCCACCAAGUUUCCUAUGGGGAGAUGAUAGGCUGCGAUAAUCCAGAUUGUCCGAUAGAAUGGUUCCAUUUUGCCUGUGUUGGUCUCGUCACAAAACCAAAAGGAAAAUGGUUCUGUCCGAAGUGCUCACCGGAGAAGAAAAAGAAAUAACACCAGCUGCAAUAUCCUUAUUUAUUAUGAUUAUGUUUUCCAUUAUCACAUCUGUACAUAUCUUGUAAAUAGACAAAGAUUAAUUAUUGAGGCUUAUUAGCAAAAUAUUAUUAUUGUUUAAGUGAAGUCUUAUUCAGACGUGGCACAGUAAGUCUCAGCAACAUUUCUUUUUUUGCAGUAUUCAGACACAGACAAAUCAGCAUUGACCCUCACCAUUACCCCCCCCAAAAAAGUAAUAAAUAAAUAAAAAUUAAUUAAUAAAAAGAAGAAAAAAUAGAAAUGAAAACUAAAAGAAAUUGCCCAAAGUUUCAGAAUUAUAGGUCUAAUGAUCAUUGUGAUGUUGUGAUUUUCAUGCUUAGGCAUUAACUCAACUUUUGAUCGAAAAAAAAUCCGGAGAGUAAUUUCUUGUCAUUCACAAGUUCCGCCACUCUGAGUAAUCUCUGUAAAAUGUAUCUUAUGCAAUUGGCUUUACCAGCUUGGCAUUGAUACGGCGGAAAGCAGUUCCUACAGGGGUUACUUCAACAGAAAAAAAAACUUAUUAUGCUGUCAUAUAAUUUGUGCAGAAAUUAUUUGCUUGAAAUUUUAAGAAAUCAAAAAACGUCUCCUAUGUUUGUGAGACGUUUUCCGAUAGCAUUUGCAUUCCAAAUGAGUGUUGAUAAUGCUAUGGGUUGUUGCUGAUCAUUAUUGCUGAGCAAUUGUUGAGUGAUGUUGCUGAGAGUUUUUCUGAGUGGUGCUGCUGAGCAGUGUUGCUGAGCGUUGUUGCGCCAUGUCUGAACAUGCCUUUGAUAUAGCUUAUUAGCAUCCUUACAAGCCAUACAAAUAGUCUAUGCAAGCUGCACUUUUCAAGAAUGAUGAAACCCACGGUGCGAGAUAGAUUGUUGGAAAAAAGGUUUAUGAAUGGGAGUUGCGAUGAUGUCGCAAAUUUUUUUUAUGGUACACAGCACACACUAGUUGAUUAUAAUACUGUCUGCCUGCACUGCGAAGAUCCGAACUACCCAAAGCAAUGUUGGUGAAUUUAUAUAUAAAUAACGGUUAUGCAUUGAAGUUGUAUUGAUGAAUCAGAGUUUUCUAUACACAACACACGCUGUAAUUGGUUAAAACCAUAAUAUUACUGUUUGCCUGUUCUGCAAUGUUCCUUAUUUACUCAUAUAUGUUAUUAAAAGGACAUUAUUGGUGAAUUUAUACAGGUUGUGUAUGGAAGUUGUAUUGAUGUAUCAGAAAUCUUAUGCACAACAUACAUUGUAUUGGAUUGUACUAUCACUCUGCCAACACCCCAAAGUUCUCAACUUCCCUUAUACAGAUUUAGAAGUGUUAUUGAAUUGAUUUGGUUACAUGAUAUUAUUAUAGCUGAGUUUGCCCGAGUUGAUAUCUCUUGAAACCACAGAGAUCUGUUUUGGCUUGGGUGACAAUCAACAUAGAAUGAUAUUUGGUUUGCGUUAUCUGGUGACUUCUGGGCUGAAAAUGCUUUGAUCUGGCCCAUUAUUUAGCUCAUGGAAGGUAUUGUUAUGCAGACUUGGUUGUUUGUGACAUUCAAACAAGCUUGUGAACAUUAUUGAAAGUGAGUUUUCAUGAGGA